AAUGCCGACGUGGAAUCAAAUUCAGGCACAGCUUCGAAAUCCGAACAAUCCAGUGGUGUUUUUCGAUGUUUCUGUGGGAAAUACCGAAAUUGGUCGAAUGAUAUUCGAGCUUUUUGAGGAUGUCUGUCCAAAAACUUCGGAGAACUUCAGACAAUUUUGCACUGGAGAGUACCGAAAGGAUGGAGUUCCACUGGGUUUCAAGGGGGCAAUUUUUCACCGAGUUAUCAAGGACUUUAUGAUUCAAGGUGGUGACUUUGUUAAUGGAGAUGGUACUGGAGUGCUCAGUAUAUACGGUGGAAAUACAUUUCCUGACGAAAACUUUACCCUAAAACACGAUUCACCAGGACUGCUGUCCAUGGCCAACAGUGGAAAAGACACCAACGGAUGCCAAUUCUUCAUAACUUGUGCCAAAUGCAAUUUUCUAGAUGGCAAGCAUGUUGUGUUUGGACGUGUUAUUGACGGACUAUUGGUCAUGAGAAAGGUAGAAAAUGUGCCCACGGGACCCAAUAAUAAACCCAAAAUACCAGUCACCAUCUCACAAUGUGGACAGAUGUAAAUACAAUUUAAUGUACAAUAAGAAACCUCAAUAAAUUGUCUUUUAUACUUGUAA
Diachasmimorpha longicaudata is the source of this 610-nucleotide messenger RNA. Its product is annotated as peptidyl-prolyl cis-trans isomerase H. Bases 2 to 556 code for a protein of 184 amino acids. The transcript has a single exon. NCBI's taxonomy places the organism in Eukaryota, Metazoa, Arthropoda, Insecta, Hymenoptera, Braconidae. Gene Ontology annotation, molecular function: peptidyl-prolyl cis-trans isomerase activity. Gene Ontology annotation, biological process: protein folding; protein peptidyl-prolyl isomerization. The record is from RefSeq and is a predicted model, not a curated record. Gene Ontology annotation, cellular component: intracellular membrane-bounded organelle.